Diutina rugosa is the source of this 684-nucleotide messenger RNA. It is a transcript of the gene PDX3, whose product is annotated as pyridoxamine-phosphate oxidase. The record is from RefSeq and is a predicted model, not a curated record. Bases 1 to 684 code for a protein of 227 amino acids. NCBI's taxonomy places the organism in Eukaryota, Fungi, Ascomycota, Pichiomycetes, Serinales, Debaryomycetaceae. Gene Ontology annotation, molecular function: pyridoxamine phosphate oxidase activity; FMN binding. The transcript has a single exon. Gene Ontology annotation, biological process: pyridoxine biosynthetic process.
AUGUCCCGUGCCCAGACCCCGCUCAUUUUCGCUCCCAAAACCUACCAGUACACCAAAGGCCACUUAACUGAGGCCGACGUUGCUGGCGACCCCAUUGCCCAGUUCCACGCCUGGUUUGGCGAUGCUCAGCAACAGAAGCCUGAAGGUUCUGAUUUCAUUCCUGAAUCAGUGUCAUUCUCUACAGCUAGGCUCCCGCUGGGGAGGGUAUCGCUGAGAAUGGUACUUUUCAAGGAAUUGGACCCUAAGGGGUUUAUCGUGUACCUGAACUGGGAUACACUGAAGAAGAACGCUGAUUACGAAACUAAUAAGUACGCUGCCUUAACGUUUUUCUGGCCCUACCUUCAGAGACAGGUGAGAGUGGAAGGUUUAAUGGAAAAGGUCAAUCGCGCUACUACCGAGCGGUACUUCAACACCCGCCCUCGGGGAUCAAAGAUCGGUGCCUGGACGCUGCCACAGUCGCAAGUGAUUGCGCUGAGAGACGAAUUGAUGGCUCGCGAACACGAAUUCGAGGAGAAGUUUAAGGACGUCGAACAAGUGCCGUGUCCCGAGAAGUGGGGCGGGAUGAGAAUUGUGCCCCUAGAAAUCGAGUUCUGGCAAGGCGGCGAGCUGAGGCUCCACGACCGGCUUUCGUUUAGACGGGAAAAGGUCGAUGACGAAUGGGAAGUGGUGAGAUUGGCCCCUUGA